UCCCCAAUUCGAUUCCCUCUGCCAAAACACGAUACUUUUUUUAGUUCCCCUCCCCUUCAUCCCUCCACCCGACUCCCCAAAAUCCAACCUUUCCCUUUCUCCCUCUCCCUUAUGGAUCCCAAAGACUCAUCGAAGCAGCCACAGUAUGUUUCCAGGCUCCCCCAGGAACGCUCUCUCCCACUGUCUCAUGAAACUGAUGCAGCAGCAGCAGCAGAAAGUAGCGAUCUUGUGCCUGCCGCAGCCUCAGAGAGGCACGGGGGAUUACAGGUGGUGGCAGCGGAGAAGGAUGAGCAGAGGAAGCAGCUUGCGCCCAAGAGGAGCUCCAACAAGGACAGGCAUACGAAGGUUGAAGGCAGGGGGAGGAGGAUCAGGAUGCCGGCCCUCUGCGCCGCCAGGAUCUUCCAGCUCACCAGAGAAUUAGGCUACAAGUCCGAUGGGGAGACCAUCCGGUGGCUCCUCCAGCAGGCGGAGCCCGCCAUCAUCGCGGCCACCGGCACGGGCACCAUCCCGGCGUCGGCCCUUGCCUCCGCAGCCGCGGCUGGCCCCACCGGUGCCACCGUCUCCGCAGGCCUCCAUCCCAAGUUCGAUGAGCUCGGACCCCGGCCUAACCGGGCCAUGCUGGGGCCUGCUAGCUUUGGCCGGCCCCUCCACGGUCUUUUGCUGCCGCCUGGUGUGCUUGACUCCGGAUUCCUGCAACCUGGUUCGGCCGCCGCUGCAAGUUCCAGUGCGGGCGGCGGCGACACAUCGGUGAGCAGCUUGAUGCAGAGGAUGGGGAUUUUGCACGGGCUGGACUUGCCCGACGGCAACACAGGUCCGAUGAGCUUCGCGUCACUGCUGGCCGGACAUGGACAGCAACUGCCGGGACUGGAACUUGGGCUAUCACAGGAUGCCCAUUCUGGUGCGCUGAAUCCUCAGGCCUUGAACCAAUUCUAUUCGCAGAUUGGGCAUGUCAUGGGUGCAGCUGGUUCAGCUGGUUCAGCUGGGAGUGGGCAAUUGCAACACCAGCAGCAACAACAAGUCUUUUCUGCGGAAGACGAUUCACAGGAGUCAGAGUAAUGGUUGGAAGAGUUUUGUAGGAAAACUUGCAUGCUAAUUGUUGGCUUAUUUCUUUGGAUCAUGAAGAUGGCCGGGAUCGGUAAGUCUCUGUGGCACAUGGUGAUGGUGGUUUCUUCUGCCUGCUCCUCCCUUCUCUGCAACCUCCAUUUGUGGUUUCCCAAUUCUGGUGUCACUCUCUCUUUUAGUUCAUAUGAGUGAUUUAUGCUAUCAGCUUGGGAUAGUAACAAUAUAAUAUUGGAUGUAUAGUUUUGCAGUCCAUGGUUGACAGAGCCGGAUAUACUGUGCCAGGAUUUCAUGUAUCAUGAUGUCAAGGUGUGCAGACAUCAAAGCCAGCAGAAGUAAAGUUGGAGUCUGGAUUAGAAACAGCACAGACAAUUAUUAUUGCAAGUUACGACAACGCUUCUUUGCUGUUUGCUGAUUCUUAACCUUGCUGCUUCUGGUGGAAGCUAAGAAUACAUGAUGAGUGAAGACCCAGAUUAUAUAUAGGCAUCAGAACAAUCUGCUAAUCCAGCUUAGAUGAUUGUGGAUAGCUGGCAGAUCUCUUUCUAAAAUAAAUUUAAAGAAGAUUGACAGGCAGAUCAAUUUGCAGCUUCGGAGCCAUAGUCUGAGAGUUCAUUGGAAUCUGUCGUCGACCGACCGUGCCCAGUGGAUGAUAUCCAGUGUGUCCUCCACUGAAGUGGCACCAAGGCAACUCCACCACCUCCUGUUUCAUCUCCCUCAAGACCUCCAGAAAGACUUUGAUGCCGCAUGGGAGCUCAAUAGGUCCAGUGUUGGGAGUACCCAAACUCCAUCUUCGCUGCUUAAAGCUGCAUCCUGAAGAGAGGGUGGUUCACGCACUCUGUUCGGAUCACAAACUGCUCCCGCUCCCUCUCAUGGCCAAUGAACACAGUGAAGCACCCCUCCUUUCGUUGGCUCACUAUAUAUUGGCAUCACUCCAAGGUCUUCAGUAUCAGGCCCUUUGGCCUCUUCUCUUUGCCAUUUCGGAGCUUCCCCAUGCAAAGCUUCAUACAAAGAAUGCACUACUGUGAUAUGGGCAAUAUAUGAGAAGUUUGUGACUAACCAAAUGAGCUUAUGUGAUCAACCUGUCACAAACUUGAUGAAACAUGACACUGGCUCUUGGGACUCUCAGGUUACACGUAAUUUCUGUAGCGGAUCAAGUGGCAUAGUGAUGAAGCAGAUGAAGCAUAGGUUGUGAUGAGGAUUUGUCUCAAUAGAUGGAAACCAAGCUGAUAGAAGAAGAUGGUGACCAAGAGAUGUCAGUGGCACUUUAUAUAGAAGGGGAGGAGGCAAGUGCAGGAAGUGUUGGCUGUGCUGUUCAUCACAAUUGCGUCCAUUUCGGGAGAUGCAUGGGCAGUGGAGGAGACUUCAGUCACCACAUGCAUAGCUACUGCGCCAACUGAGCUCAUGGCCAUCUCCGGGGAGCCAAUACCACUGGGGAGAAUCCCAAUCUUUCGGUCCAAAGAGCGCUUGGAGUACUUCACUACCGUUUACCAUGUGUUUGAGAAAAUGACACUGUCGCACAUCAUCUAGAGAUCAUAUUGCUGCACACUUUGGAACAGCCCUUUAUACCUAAAGCAACAAGCAUGAUGUAGAAGUCAACUCUACCUUCCAUGUUCUAAUCGACGAAACAGUUGAUGCUCAAUGAUUGUUUGGUGAGCAGUAGCCCGAGGCGAAACGCUACGUGGUGUACGAUGAAAUGCCUCAAUGGCAACCGUUGGAAUUGGAAGCGUUGUGUCGCUGCAUGGCCAAAGCACAAGGUUGGACUGCGCUCUCUCGGCAUUAUGUUGCUGAUCCAAUAUGUUAAAGCAAUGCUAUCAGUGAAACCUUUAGUAGGAAAAUGGAUUUCUAUCCGAUUCCAUUUUAAACCCGAUUCAAUAUACUCGGAACUUAUUAAA
Musa acuminata subsp. malaccensis (wild Malaysian banana) is the source of this 2951-nucleotide messenger RNA. Its product is annotated as transcription factor TCP20. The record is from RefSeq and is a predicted model, not a curated record. NCBI's taxonomy places the organism in Eukaryota, Viridiplantae, Streptophyta, Magnoliopsida, Zingiberales, Musaceae. Gene Ontology annotation, cellular component: nucleus. Gene Ontology annotation, molecular function: sequence-specific DNA binding; DNA-binding transcription factor activity.